Messenger RNA from Caenorhabditis remanei, 987 nucleotides. RefSeq lists its product as uncharacterized. The transcript is spliced from 6 exons. Gene Ontology annotation, molecular function: protein binding. Bases 1 to 987 code for a protein of 328 amino acids. The record is from RefSeq and is a predicted model, not a curated record. NCBI's taxonomy places the organism in Eukaryota, Metazoa, Nematoda, Chromadorea, Rhabditida, Rhabditidae.
AUGCUCCGAAGUUUCAAAUACUUGUAUAUAAUCGGUGGAUGCGCUCUGGCAGCGGAACGGGAACCAUUACGAUAUAUUGAAAGAAUCCGUGUAGAAAAUGUAGAAAGUGCUGGGAGCAGUCCCGCGCGUAUCAAGAUAAUAUCUGAAAAAUGUGGUGAACUUUCCGUUCCACGAAGAUCGUCAUCAUGCUUCCUGAUAGACAAUCGAAAAGAAAUACUUGUUGCUGGUGGAUGUACUGGGCCUAAUCAACAUACGAACUCCAUUGAAUUACUUGAAAUUCGAGAAGAAAAUGAAGGGAUUGUUACGCAUGUAUUGGAGGAAGUUAUGGAAAUCGGAGCAAGUUGUUCUGGUUUCGAUUCGGAAUUUAAUGAGAACCACAAACCAAUUUUCGGAGGGUUCGAAGCACACAGUUGCCUCGAUGAAGUUCAGAUAAUAGAUACUUCGGAUUCCAUGUGGAAAUGUCGAAAACUUGGCAAAAAGCUACCGAAAAUCAAGAAUUCGACAGUUUUGUGGGUCAGUGAUCGAGAAUUCAUAAUGUUUGGAGGAUGGGAAGAUGAACAGAGAACGACGAAAGCAAUCCGCAGAAUAGAGUUCAAUGUGGAUUUCACCGAUUAUACAGUGGAUUUUGCAGGUUUUUUGCCAUAUCCAGUAGAAGGUCACUCUUUUGUUCGAGUAGGAUCAACUGUUUUCUUGAUUGGGGGUUUCGAUGGUUGUUUUGUAAUGGAUACCAUUAUAAAAUACGAUCUGGAGUCUAAGAAAUCGGAGAUUCUCAAAACAAAGCUAUCAGAGAAACGCGAGAAUCACGUGUCUGCAGUGCUCUCCGAUAAGUAUUUGGUAAUAGCUGGAGGUUGGAAUUCUAGAAUGUCACUUGAUGAUGUAGAAGUUUUUGAAAUUCAAAACAAUGGGGGCGAUUUAGAGUUGGCACGAUGCCACGUGGACGGAAAAUUGUUGAUGGCCAGAAACCGACCGACUGGUGUUCGCGCUUAA